Postia placenta MAD-698-R-SB12 is the source of this 1380-nucleotide messenger RNA. RefSeq lists its product as hypothetical. NCBI's taxonomy places the organism in Eukaryota, Fungi, Basidiomycota, Agaricomycetes, Polyporales, Adustoporiaceae. The transcript is spliced from 8 exons. The coding region runs from base 1 to 1380 and encodes 459 amino acids. The record is from RefSeq and is a predicted model, not a curated record.
AUGGAUGUCUUCACGUCGUUCUCAGGGGAACCUGUGAUACUCCCUGACCGAUUCGCCGCACUGAAGCGCCAGAUAUGCACCGAUCCUGACAAAAUGAUUCACUCCUGGCAGGGCCUUUUGCGAGAGCUGGAGGGGGCAGUAGAGGAAAUUGCAGAGAAGGGGGCAAAUCUGAUCCCCCAGGUGUCAUACUCCGAUGUUGAGCGCGGUUUGACCGAGGCGCAGGUGAAGGACAUCAAAAAACGAGGUGUGGUUAUCGUAAAGGGAGGCGUUCUUGAAGAGGAAGCACUCGGCUGGAAAGAGUCAAUCAAGAGCUAUGUCAGAGCCAACAGCGAACGAGUUCGGGGCGGUCCGCCCGGUAGGAUUGUGUUCUAUGAGCUUUACAACUCCCCGGCUCAAAUCCGCGCGCGUACUCACCCGGCACUCCUCACCACGCAGAGAGCGCUCCUAUCGCUCUGGCACAUGUCAUCUCAGUCCGUAUCGCCUCUCGAGGCCGUGAGCUUGCGCACGCCAAUCUCGUACUUCGAUCGCCUGCGCAUCCGCCCGCCGGGGCCCAGCGUGUUUACCUUAGGUCCCCAUAUUGAUUGGGGGCGAAGCGACGAGCGGUGGGAGGACCCUGCUUUCCGUGCGUGCUUUGGCCGCAUACUGGAGAGCGAGGAUGGGGAGGGCUGGCGCUCCCAUGAUCCAUUUGAUGUUGCUCCGCGCUUGGCUUGGAAGCAGGACGUGAACGACUCAGGCGGUAACUGCUCUGUGUUCCGCCCUUGGCAAGGCUGGACAGCCCUGUCUCAUACCGGCCCCGGCGAGGGCACUCUACGCGUACUCCCACUGCUCUCGUUGACUGCGGCGUAUGUCCUUCUCCGCCCGUUCUUCCGCCUGCAGGCAGGUGCACCUCUGCAUUCGCUGAAGGCCGAGGACUGGGAGCUUGACCUUGAAAGUACGGUCUUUCACGGAUGCGCGCCGAUGAAGACGCAGGAACUGAGCGAACGCACUCACCCGCACCUCCGACUUGACAAGACGCUUCUGUCCAUCCCGCAGGUAGCGCCAGGGGAUCAGGUGUUCUGGCACUGCGAUACGGUGCACGCCGUCGAAGGCGAGCACAACGGCAAAGGCGACUCAUCUGUGCUUUAUAUCCCGGCCAUUCCCCUUACCCACCGAAACGCUAUAUAUCUUCGUGAGCAACGUGCUGCGUUCCUCAACGGUCUUCCUGCUCCCGACUUCCCUGGCGGCGAAGGAGAAUCUAAAUUCAUUGGACGUGCAACAGCAAACGACGUCAAAUCGUUAGAUGGCCAACGCCUAUUCGGCCUUGCACCAUUCGAAGUACCUCCCGCUGCCACGCAGGGUGAAGCUCGCUUGAUCGAGACUGUGAAUUCCCUUAUGUUCUAG